Molecule: messenger RNA, 1949 nt
Organism: Trichomycterus rosablanca
Lineage: Eukaryota; Metazoa; Chordata; Actinopteri; Siluriformes; Trichomycteridae
Product: U8 snoRNA-decapping enzyme
Exons: 4
Coding region: 1-606 (201 amino acids)
Biological process (GO): sno(s)RNA catabolic process; mRNA catabolic process
Cellular component (GO): nucleus
Molecular function (GO): phosphodiesterase decapping endonuclease activity; snoRNA binding
Source: RefSeq, a predicted model, not a curated record
AUGGCGGGUCGGACCAUCAGUAGAGAAGACGCACUGUCUCUUCAGGACCAUAAACAUGCCUGUCACAUCUUGCUGUAUGCUGAAACCAAAGCCAAACUAUUCGGCAAAAUCCCAAUUAAACAAAUCGUUCUGAUGCAGAUGCGUUUUGAUGGCUUGCUUGGCUUUCCUGGAGGGUUUGUGAAGCUCUCAGAGGAGAGUCUGGAGGCAGGCCUAAGCAGAGAGCUGAAGGAAGAGGUGGGAGUGGAAGUGCCAGUGACCCUGGAUGAUUACAUGUACUCUUGUCUUGCACCAUCCCCUCCCAGAAUUGUCUUACACUUUUAUAUAAAGAAGAUGAAGGAGGCUGAGCUGAUAGAAAUAGAGAAAGCUGCAGUAUCGAAUGCUGUGGAUCAUGGUUUAGAGGUGCUGGGCAUGGUUCGAGUGCCACUGUACACUUUGAAAAAUGGUGGUGGUCUUUCAAUGUUCCUAUCUCACUCGUUCAUCAGUAACUCACGUGACCAGCUUCUGGAGGCACUGCGGCACCUGGGGCUGGUGUCGUCUCAGACUCUGGAGGAAGCACUGAGAGAGGCUGAGAAGAGGAGACACAAGCACCUAACUGAUCCUCACUGACACUGAGAGUGUUUAUAUAGACUUUAAUAGUCUGAUCAUUUAUACAAAUAGUAUACUGCACACACACACUUCCUUAGCAGCAUGGUUCUGCCACUUGAGCAGUAAAAUAGUAAAAUUACAAAAAAUAGUAACCCACUAGUGAGUGCUCAGGUGGUACAGCAGUUUAUUACACUAGCCCUUAAGUAUGCUAUUGACCACUGGGCAUCUACACAGACAAAACUGGCUGUGUCAUAUAGUGGAAGUGGGUGGCCAAAGCCCUGUGAUGCCUUGAACUCAGUGUUUUCCAGUGUGUAACCAGCUCUGAUCAGAAAUAAAUUAACUGAUGAAAAGGAAAUUAAGAAAAAAUAGUAACCAGCUAGUUUAUAUUAAACUGGUUGGUACAGGACAAUGUUAAGACAGAUUCACUAGAUACACUUGAUGUCAAUACAGUUAGAGCUUCAGAUUCUGUUUGAAAAGUAAGGGUAUGUUAAAGAUAAAUAUUCUCUAGAAGUGUUCUCAUUAUAGCUCUGGAAAUUAAUAACACAUUGGUCAAAUAUUAUAUUAAUUGGGUUACUCACUAUAGGGGUAAAGAAGUGUGUGCACUUGCUCACUUGUGGUGAAUGUGGUAAAGAAUGUCUCAUCGUACCCUAUCAUAUCCCCCCACAUCUUUUGUGUAAAUGAGUGCCUUCGUUUUUAUACCACUUUGAUUUAUUUCUCUUGCCAGUAUGGUGCCAUCUUGGCCUGCUCAGUAUUUUCUCAGAGUUUGUCUGGCUAAAAUAAUGUUGUCCCCCUUUAUGAAGAGGUACAUUUCAGGAUGCAUGGUGACAUCUGCUGAUAGAGCAGUUAUAUUGCACGUCUUGUAUGAUAUUGCUCAGGCUUCUGUGUUCAGUUGGUUGUAAGACACCCCCACCCUAAUUUAGUGGUAAAUUAACUUUUUAAGACCCUGGAAUCAUGGGAAAUCCAAUUACUGUACAUUACUGACAGGCAUAUGGGACCUAGGGCUUUCUGUUUAUUAGAUUACUUAGGUGUACAAUUAUUAUAUUAUUGCUAACAGCAUGAUGUCAUGCAGUGAUAAGGUUAUUCCUUACAUAUAAAAGCACUCACCAGGUACUUAUAUACUGUAUCUCAGUUUACAUACUAAAGACCUGACUACAGAGCUGACUACAAUCAGGGAUUGUUUAGAUAUGAUAUAGGAAUCAUGGAGUGUUCACUCUUGAUUUGUGUGUACAUUUGAUUUAUGUUUUUGAAAUUACAUAGGCUUCAGUUAUAAGACAAGUUUAAAGUAUAAAUGUUCUAAAAUAAAACUCCAUGGCAUUUUUUUUAUGUUUGAUGUCCGAAAAGUCAAUAAAACUGCUCCAGGAUUU